Molecule: messenger RNA, 702 nt
Organism: Entrophospora sp. SA101
Lineage: Eukaryota; Fungi; Glomeromycota; Glomeromycetes; Entrophosporales; Entrophosporaceae
Source: the annotation of a GenBank genome assembly
AUGAUUACUAUAGUGAUGGUUUUUGCAUUAUUGUUAUCAGCUAGUAGUUAUUUUUUCAUAUCAAUUUAUUCCGCAUCACAUUUACCUUUGAACGAUAAUAUUCCCAUUCGUAAUAACAAUAACAUAACAACAACAAUUAUCGAGCCUACUACGUUGACAACAACAACUACAACUGAUUCAACUAUUUCCACUUUAGAUUCUCCACAACUAUCCAUAUUUACUGGAGGACAUUGGUUUACUGGACCAAAUAUGAUUACAUUUUUCAUAAGAUUCGAGAAUAACCAAAAUCAACUAAAUUUUGAUUUAUCUUCGAUUGAUACUUUUCUAGUUCUUGGCAACGAAAAGGUUUUAAUGAAUGGAGAUAUGAAUGUUUUUAAUGAUCACGUAAUAUCUCAUGAAAUGCGUACACCUUUAUAUGCAAUAUUUGCUUUAACUUCAAUGUUACUUGAAACGCCUAGUAUCUCAAAUAAUAGUGAAAUGAACGAAGUAUGUGAUAUGUUGGAGAUUAUUAAAAAAAGUGGCGAUAUGCUAAUAGCAAUAAUCAACAACGUUUUGGAUUUUUCAAAAUACGAAGAAGGUCAUCUACAUUUGGAACGGGUUCCAUUCUGUGUGCAAGAAGUCAUAGAGACUUCUUUGGAUAUAGUUGCACUGCAAGAUCAAGAAUCUUCCAGACCAAGAAUUAAUUACUACAUUGAUGUAUAA